Molecule: messenger RNA, 4727 nt
Organism: Centropristis striata (black sea bass)
Lineage: Eukaryota; Metazoa; Chordata; Actinopteri; Perciformes; Serranidae
Exons: 9
Coding region: 138-1817 (559 amino acids)
Source: RefSeq, a predicted model, not a curated record
AAUUCUUUUGUUAGCUAUCUUAAAAUAAGCUAGUCUCUCCCGGUGGCUAGCUUUACCGAAGCUACUUAAAAGCUCCCGACUCCCGCCUGAAGUUACGUUGCUAGUGGGUAACUGCGCACUAAUUGUAUGUUUGUGUUAUGUGCAGUUGUGGGAGGUCUACAGCAAUGCUGUUCAAAGUACAGUACAAAGGAAAGAAGAAAUACGUCAAACUAAAUGGAGCCUCACAUUCAGAAUUUCUCAAGGAGGCUAAAAUGAAGUUCAGUAUACCCAAUGAAAAAGACAUAUAUGUGCUGGAUGACACUGGAACAGAGGUCGAUGAAGAGGUAUUCAGUGACAUUCUGGAGGAAAAAACAGACAUCCUAUGGACAAUCGUCGACACUCUUUCAGUCACUGACUUUUCAGACUCUCCUGCAUCUUCAUGCACGGACACCUUGUCACUAUCAUCACGCUCAUCCGAGAGUGAUACUUUUCUGAUGUCGCCAAAAAGACAGCACAUUGAUGACACCUUUCUGAUGUCUCCAAAAAGACCAUGCAUUGAUGAUGACAUCCCAAAGUCCCAAAAGAGUCAGCAUAUUGAUGACAGGUCUUCACAGGCCAAAGAGCUUGUCAAGAGAGUUCUGGAACAAAAGCCUGGAGGGGAGAAAAUACUUAAAGAAUAUGCAACUAAGGGAGAGAUGAAGGAUCGAACACGCCGUGAACUUGUCAACAUUGUUGUUGCUGAUAUGUUGGAAAAGUAUGGAAGUGCUCCGCCAAAGGACAAAAGAACACAAUAUGCAUUGGGGAUUGUAACACUGUUCCCUGCUCUGAAAGAUCCCUAUUCGAAAAAGGGCUAUGAGCAUUUCUUUGAUGCGGAUAGCAACGAGGGCUACAUUGCCUGGAAGCUUAAAAACACACAGCGAGAACUCAGCAGUGGCCGUAGCAGUGGAGUUCGGAGAAGGAGCUCUCAAACCUCAGACAGCAGCGGACCAGAGUUGGAGAGGAAAGUGACUAAAGAGCAACAGCUGGAGGGAGACCAGUGCUGCGAGGCCAUAUCUCUACUGAAACACAGCACAGAUGAAGAACAGAUCUUCAUGAAAAUGAGAGCAACCUUCCAGCACAGACAAAAGUUGAUCCAUGAUCCAGAGCGAUGCAGCACAGUGCUUACAGUUUUCCCAAGGUUCCUUGACACAAAAGGCCUUGUUCUACAAGACUUUGAGCAGUUGUUUGGAGCAGAGACUUCAUCAAAAUUCUUGGAGAAAUGGGGAACACUCCUGAAGGCGAAAGUAAUUGAACAAGCCAAAAACCUCAGCAAAACCCCGCACCUUGACUAUCUCAUUCAGUCUGCAGACGAGAACCCUGAUGAGGAUGGAGAUGAAGAGGUCCCAGGUUGGGAUAGUGACAUGGCCUCAGUUCUCCUGCUUGUCUACCUCCUGCCACCAAGUGGAAAGAAGGGAGCCGUGAAGAUCAGUAUCCGGGAAGCUGUGGAUCGCGUAGUGAAGUUUCAUAAGUCGGGCCGAAGCCUACAAGAACACUCUGGUCCAGCCCAGCGGAGGCAGCCCUACAUCCUGGCAGUUGGCAUCACAAGAAAAAACAUCCAUGAUUACUACAUUGCGAUGGAUGGUGAGCUCCUUCCCUGCAAGGCCGGGUCUUCCCUUUCAGCCUUUGAUGAACUGUUCAAGACGCAUUAUGUGUUUGGGAUCUCCUAUGACCAGGCCUUAAACAGCCUGUACACAUUUGUGCAAACCACUGUCUACAAUAUUGAUGUGGGGCUUUCUCGCGAAACUCCCAGAGUCAAGGACCUCAGGGCAAAGCUCCUCAACUCACGUUGUGAUGUAUAAAUGCUUUGUUUGCCAGUCUACUUUUGUCACCAUCCAGCAGUUGCUCCGUCAUCUCAAACUUACACAUGCCUUUUUUCCCGGCAAGAAGUUUCAUUUGUUGUGUGACCAUAAUGGAUGCCGUCAGAGGUUUUGCACUUUUUCUGGAUUCAGGAAACAUCUCCAUUCCAAGCAUAGUCCUGAAAGUCUAGUUCAAAUUGAUAAUGAAUCUGUCACUCCGACUGUCACUCCCUCAGUUGGUGUAUCCGAUCAGCAAACAAUGUCAGCUUCAAUUUCAGAGCAACCAGUGAAUUCUCAAAGCUGUAAUGAGACUAGGCAACAUACCCAAGAAAUGUGUGCAUCCCUUAUUGCAAAACUCCAAAGCUGUGGUGUGGCUACUAAUGUCAUAAAGACUGUUGUUGAAAAUAUGGAGGAGCUUGUAGAGGAACUACAUUCAAAUGUGAAAGAUGAUGUUGUAAAAUUGCUCCCUAAUGUUGAGGACAUGAGAACAAAAUUUGAUGAUUAUUUUGAAAACCUUGAAAAUCCAUUUAGCAAACUGAACACUGAGACAAAAUGGAAAAAACAUUUCAGUGAGAAAUGGGGUCUUGUAGAACCUGUUGAGGUCGCUCUAGGGGUGAGGUAUGACACCAGAAGGAAUCGAACCACUGGCACAUACGAUCAGGUUCCUGUGACAGACAAAUUUGUGUACAUUCCUCUUUUGGAAACGCUGAAGUUUAUAUUCAACAACAGAGAGAUUUUAAAUCAUAUUUUGCGGCCUUGUGAGAAGACUGGGUUUUAUAAAGAUUUCUGUGAUGGGAGUUAUUUUAAAGAUCACCCCCUCUUCUCUAAAAAACCAAACUCUCUCCAAAUACAGAUAUUCUAUGAUGAUUUUGAAGUGGCAAAUCCACUAGGAUCCAAACAUGGUAUCCAUAAGAUUGGAAGUAUAUACUUUAUUUUACGAAAUCUGUCUCCAAAGAUAAACUCAGCGCUUAUGAAUAUUCAUCUUUUGGCACUUUUUCAUACAGAGGAUGUAAAAAAGUAUGGAUUUAAUUUCAUUUUAGAACCCAUCGUACAUGAUCUGAAAGUCCUUGAGUGUACAGGAGUUGAAGUUCCUUUCUCUGAUGAACCAGUUUAUGGAACAAUUGCACAAGUGACAGGGGACAAUUUGGGAUUGCACUCCUUACUUGGGUAUGUUGAAUCAUUCAGUUCGAACUAUUUUUGCCGCUUUUGUCUGGUAGACAAACAAACCUCACAGACAGUUUUCAGUGAUGAUGAUCCAAGAAUAACACUGCGCAACAAAGUAUUGCAUGCUCAGCAUUGCAAUGAUUUGAAGGCAGAUCCUACACUGCCAUCAACAUUUGGAGUGAAGCGAACAUGUUUACUCAAUGAUCUACAGUACUUUGAUGUUUCUGAUAACUAUGCAGUAGACAUUAUGCAUGACAUAUUGGAAGGAGUUGGGCAAUUUGAGCUGAAGUUGCUUUUUGGUUAUCUCUCAGACAACAACAUCAUAUCCAAGACAGAUAUUUGUAACAGGAUAUAUGCAUACAAUUAUGGCUUUGUAGAGAGAAAGAAUCGACCAACCAGAAUCAACUUAGAGCAGAAUGGAAACGGAAUUGGUCUCAAUGCCAUUCAGACAUUUUGCUUGAUCCGGAAUGUGCCCUUGAUAUUUGGAGAUGUUGUCCAAGAAGGAAAUGCACAUUGGAGACUCUUGCUGCUUCUGCUGCAAAUCAUCAACAUCAUAUUUUCUCCUGUCAUUACUGAUGGCAUGACAGUAUGUCUGAAACAUCUCAUUCUUGAACAUCAUAAACUUUUCAAAGGGCUUUAUUCACAUCGCAAAAUGAUUCCCAAACAUCACUUCAUGAUUCAUUACCCCAGAUCCAUUCGAAAAAUAGGUCCAAUUCUUCAUGUUUGGGCGAUGAGGUUUGAAGCCAAACAUAGGUUUUUCAAGAACACAAUAAAAAAUUUCAAAAAUAUAACAAAGUCAUUAGCUAAAAAACAUCAGAUGGCUGUGGCAUACCACUGGGAAUCAGUGCCAUUUAAAAGUAUUGACUGUGGUCCAGUAAAAACUGUUCAGCUCAAUGCCUUGGCAAAUGGUGAAAUAAUUGCUGAAGAACAGCAGGUUGACUUGGACUGUGAAGUUGAUGUGACACCUUGGAUCACUUGUUUUGGGACAGAGUAUCGCCCAGGUCUUCUGGUUUGUUCAAACAUAGAAGAGGAUUUCCCAGUAUUCAGUCAGAUAAAAGACAUUGUUGCAUUUAAUGGAGACUAUUUUCUUCUAGCAGAAGAUUUUGAGACACUUAGUUUUGCAGAGCAUUUUCAUUCUUUUCAUGUCAGACAGGGAUUUUCUGAAAAUGUUUCCCUGCUGAAAGUUGAUGAGUUGCUCAUGUUUAAGCCAUUUGAUCUGCAGACAACGUAUGGUUUUGACAGAGAAGAUCAAUAUGUGGUGCCUGUGCAUGUUUUUGUGUAAGAAAUGUGUUAAGUGGUUGCACGCUGUUUUUCAUCUUGGCAAUUAUAUUUGCAAAAAAUUAUUAUUAUUAUUUUUUGCACCACGGCUCCAUAACUUAAGACAAGUUUUACGUCCUUGUAACAACAGUUGACUGUUCACUUCCAUAACAAGACAAGAUACUUGUUAGAAUAUAUGGUAAUAACUAUUAUAACAAUAAAUUUGUUAUGUUUUGGUUUUGACAGAGAUGAUCAGUAUGUGGUGCUGGUGCACGUUUUUGUACAAGAAAUGUAUUACGUAAGUGAUUGCCCCCUUUUUGUUUUUCAUCUUGACAAUUAUUUUUGCAAAAAUUGAUUUUACAGGGGUUUUUUUUGCACCAUGGCUUCUAACAUAAGAUGUUUUAUGUCCUUGUAACAAGAGUUAGCUUCCAUAACAAGACAAGAUACUUGUUGGGAUGUAUUGUAAUAAUAAAGAUAUUAUAUUUCAGGAAA